Messenger RNA from Malurus melanocephalus (red-backed fairy wren), 1760 nucleotides. RefSeq names its product regulator of G protein signaling 9 (gene RGS9). The transcript is spliced from 17 exons. Bases 32 to 1489 code for a protein of 485 amino acids. Gene Ontology annotation, biological process: intracellular signal transduction; G protein-coupled receptor signaling pathway; regulation of G protein-coupled receptor signaling pathway. Lineage: Eukaryota; Metazoa; Chordata; Aves; Passeriformes; Maluridae. The record is from RefSeq and is a predicted model, not a curated record.
UCCGCACCGCACCGAGCUCCGCACCGCCACCAUGACCGUCACACGGCUCGAUCAGGGCCAGCGCUACCGCCCGCGGAUGGCCUUCCUAAAAAAGAUUGAAGUGCUCAUGAUGGAGAUGCAGAGCCCUGACACGGGAAUCAAGACCCAGGCCCAGACUGUGAUGAUCACCAGCAUCCCACACGCUGUGACAGGUAAUGAUAUAAUGCAGUGGAUUCUUCAGCGCUUGCAGAUCACUGCAGAAGAGGCACUCCACCUGGGAGACCUGUUUGUCAAAUAUGGAUAUAUCUACCCUCUGCAGGAGCCAAAGAACCUCACCCUUAGGGCAGAUGGGAGCCUCUACAGGUUUCAAACCCCCUAUUUCUGGCCGGUGCAGAGCUGGGCUGCUGAUGACACAGACUAUGCAAUUUAUCUAGCAAAGAAGAACAUUAAAAGGAAAGGGAUUUUGGAAGAAUAUGAAAAGGAACAUUACAACAUGCUCAAUCAAAAAAUAAACUACAAGUGGGAUUUUGUUAUUAUGCAGGCCAAGGAGCAGUAUAAGGCAGGCAAGGAGCGGAAGAAGGAGGACAGGUAYGCCCUGGACUGCCAGGAGAGAGCCUACUGGCUGGUGAACAGGACUCCUCCGGGCAUGCUGGACGUCCUCGAGUACGGAUUAGAUCGUGUCACAGAUCCCAAUGAAAGCAAGAAAAAUACGAUGGAGUUUUAUAGGAGAGAGAUCAUGUACUACCAGCAGGCCAUCACCAAGACCAGAGUGAAAUCUUCUGUCUCUCUUGGAGGGGUUGUGAAGUACUCGGAGCAGUACCUCUCCAACGAUCCCAUCCUGUCUGGGUGUCUSCCCAGCAACCCCUGGAUAUCAGAUGACCCCGAGUAUUGGGAUCUCAAUGCCAAGCUGGUGGAGGUGCCCACCAGGAUGCGAGUGGAGCGCUGGGCCUUCAACUUCAGCGAGCUGAUCCGGGACCCCAAGGGRCGGCAGAACUUCCAGCUCUUCCUCAAGAAGGAGUUCAGCGGAGAAAACCUGGGCUUCUGGGAAGCCUGUGAGGAUCUCAAGUAUGGAGACCAAUCCAGGGUCAAAGAAAAAGCAGAAGAAAUCUACAAGCUCUUCCUGGCUCCAGGGGCUCGGCGCUGGAUUAACAUCGAUGGCAAAACAAUGGGCAUCACAGUCAAAGGCCUGGAGCACCCUCAUCGUUAYGUUCUAGAUGCUGCCCAGACCCACAUUUACAUGCUGAUGAAAAAGGACUCCUAUGGCCGCUAUUUAAAGUCUCCAAUAUACAAGGAAAUGCUGGCCAAGGCUGUUGUGCCACAAGAGGGUGUCAAAAAAAGCACGGGUCUGUUCGGACGCCGCCACCUCCGCUCCAGCCCCAGCCCCAUCAUCCUGCGGCAGAUGGAGGAAGAGGCCAAAGCCCGAGAAGCYGCCACCACCGUGGACAUCACGCAGGUCAUGAGCAAGCUGGACCGCAGGAACCAGCUGCAGAAGGAAGCUCCUCCCAAGUAGGCUCUGAGCCCCGCGGGGCGCAGCGCAGGGAAAAGACAAGGCGAGGCUGCUGUUGAGCUUCGUCUCCCGUUCCUGAAGGUGUCAGUGCUGCUUUAGGUUUCCCCGGGCUGGCUCUGCCCCUGGCCAGCUCCCUGCACGUUGCCAUGGCUUCUGGAGAGAGGAUGCUGCUGCUUCCCUGGCAGGGCAGGGAGUGCUGGCACAGCCGGGCUGCUGCUGUACCAAACUCAGAAUCCAGCACCCGACUCCCUCCCUGCACUCCUCAAAAAAAAAA